This is a messenger RNA of Cucurbita pepo subsp. pepo (vegetable marrow), 1441 nucleotides long. Its product is annotated as putative ETHYLENE INSENSITIVE 3-like 4 protein. Gene Ontology annotation, molecular function: DNA binding; DNA-binding transcription factor activity. Gene Ontology annotation, cellular component: nucleus. NCBI's taxonomy places the organism in Eukaryota, Viridiplantae, Streptophyta, Magnoliopsida, Cucurbitales, Cucurbitaceae. The record is from RefSeq and is a predicted model, not a curated record.
GUUCAAACAGAAAUGAUGGUGGAAUUCCAUGGAGAAAUCCGAAGCUCCGGCGAUGAAGACGAGCAAGACAAGGAAGAGGAACUUAGCUACGAUGAUCUCAAGAAACGGAUGUGGAAAGAUAGACAGAGGAUGAAGCAGUUGAAGGAGAAGCGGGAUACUGAAGAACCUGAAUCCGCGGCCAGAGAAGAAGCCUCUCGCCGGAAAAAAAUGGCCAGAGCUCAAGAUUCGAUCCUUAAGUACAUGGAUAAGAUAAUGGAUGCUUGCAAGGCAAAAGGGUUUGUUUAUGGGAUCGUUCCGGAGAAGGGGAAACCAGUCACCGGCUCCUCGGAGAGCCUCCGUGAGUGGUGGCGGGACGACGUCCGGUUCGAACAAGAUGCUCCCUUAGCCAUAGCUCAAUUCCUCCCGAAAGUUCUCGAAGAAACAGGGCUGGAUUCAGAGUCGUUUUUGCACAUGCUUCAUGAUUUACAGGACACAACAUUGGGGUCGAUUCUCUCUGCUUUGAUUCAACACUGUAUUCCGCCACAGAGGAAAUUCCCACUUGAGAAGGGUUUAGCGCCGCCGUGGUGGCCGACGGGGAAUGAGCUUUGGUGGGGUGAACAGGGCGCUGCUGGUGGACAUGGCGUACCGCCGUAUAAAAAGCCUCACGAUCUCAAAAAGGCAUGGAAAAUUAGUGUCUUGGCAGCAGUGAUCAAACAUAUGUCCCCUGAUUUGGAAAAUAUGAGGAAAUUGGUUCGACAAUCGAAGAAUUUACAAGCGAAAAUGACGGCGAAGGAGACGCUUACUUGGGCUAAAGUCGUGAAUCAAGAAGAAUCCCUGUUGCAGCUAACAAAAAGAAGCCUCAAAAUCACAUCCGACGAAGACGAACAUGACGAAAACAGAGAAGAACAGGACGCCGGUGGGAUUAUUACGAAACGUAAGUGUAUAUUCGAACAAGUAGCUGCAGCCGCAGCCGUUUCGACGCUGUACCCUUGUCAGAACCGACGUUGCCCACAGAGCGAGGCGCCGAUGGGAUUCACCGACAAGAACGCAAGAACAGAGCAUGAGACGCAGUGCAUUUACAGAGAAGCAGAGGAUGAGAACGUCGACACGCAUUUGAAGAGCGUGGUGGAGUGGAUGAACUGGGAGCUGUCGAGGGCGGAGCCAAGCAGCGACGAGGGGAGGAGCGAAGACGCCGUAGAUGGGUCCGGCAGCAGCACGGUGGAGAAUUACGGGAGCAGGUACUGGAAGGGCGGCGUGGGAGAGGCGGCGGUGGAUGAGGCGUUUGAGAUGCAUAGAGUGAGUAUGGAUUUGAAUGCGAGUCCGGCGGCGGAUUUGGGUGCGCAACAAGAUGCGACUUCCGUUUGGGAUUUGAUAUAUGAAUGGGCUGAAGACUAACACUUAACACCAACCAAGGUUUUCCCACAUUAUGGGGUUGUUCUUAUGGAUUUUGAAGCUUUCAUGA